Molecule: messenger RNA, 753 nt
Organism: Lycium ferocissimum
Lineage: Eukaryota; Viridiplantae; Streptophyta; Magnoliopsida; Solanales; Solanaceae
Product: GTP-binding nuclear protein Ran-3-like
Exons: 7
Coding region: 1-693 (230 amino acids)
Biological process (GO): ribosomal subunit export from nucleus; protein import into nucleus
Cellular component (GO): cytoplasm; nucleus
Molecular function (GO): GTP binding; GTPase activity
Source: RefSeq, a predicted model, not a curated record
AUGGGCGAUGAAAUAACAGGAUCAGCGAUGGAAGAGGAGUUAGAGAAAGAUGAAAUGAAGAACAACAGUGGAGUAAAGAAGUUUGAAGUGAAGGCUCUACAAACCCCACAAACUGUAGAUUAUCCAAGCUUCAAUCUUGUAAUUGUUGGUGAUGGUGGAACUGGAAAGACAACUUUUGUCAAAAGGUAUCUCACUGGUGAAUCCGAGAAAAAAUAUGAACCCACUAUCGGUGUGGAGGUUCACCCAUUAGACUUCUUCACAAAUCAUGGGAAAAUCCGCUUUGAUUGCUGGGACACCAUUGGACAAGAGAAAUUUGGUGGACGUCUUCGUGAUGGCUACUACAUUCAUGCACACUGUGCAAUUAUCAUGUUUGAUGUUACCGCGCGUCUGACCUACGAGAAUGUUCGUACGUGGCAUAGAGAUCUUUGCAGGGUUUGUGGGGACAUUCCCAUUGUUCUCUGUGGAAACAAAGUUGAUGUCCAGAACAGGCAGGUUGAGGCAAGACAAGUUACGUUUCACAGGGAGAGCAAUUUAGAAUACUAUGAGAUCUCAGCAAAGAGUAACUACAACUUUGAGAAGCCUUUUCUGUACCUUGCUAGAAAGCUUGCUGGGGAUGCUAAUCUUCAAUUUGUGCAAUCACCUGCACUUGCUCCGCCAAAAGUACAAAUUUUCUUAGCUGCACAGCAACGGUAAGAUAUCUUUUUCUUGUGGUGUUCCAUUAUUUUGUGUUUCUGCUUGAGAUUUGUUCUGUUU